AUGCAGGACGGCCCCAAGCACGGCACCUCCCACUCGAUCCUGGCGCUGUGUUUUGAGCGGGGCCUCUCCGCCCCUUUUCCCCCGGUUUCUCCGUCGGAUGCGGGCGCUGCCGCUGGGGCACGGCUGACACUGGGAGCGCUGUGGGCACUGGUGGUGCUUGGGCUGCUGGGGGCUCGGGGGGUGCUGCUGGGACUAGAGGGGCGCUGGAGGUACCGGAGAUACCGGGAGCACUGGCGGUGCUGGGACUGGAGACACUGUGGGAACUUUGAGCACUGCGAGCUCUCGCCGUGCGGGGGGCUCUGGGCGCUGGAGACGUUCUCUGCCAUGUUGAGCGUGCGGGGAGCGCUGGGCGCCGAGCGCCGCCUGCUCCGCCGGCUCCGCUCCUACCUGCGGGACGAGAGCUCCCGCCUGCGCCGCCUCCGCAGGUUCUAUGAGAAGAUCCAGGCACUGCACCAGGACCCCGAGGCCUCGGUGGACAACCCCUUGUUGGCCUUCAGCCUCAUCAAGCGCCUGCACUCUGACUGGCCCAACGUCAUCUACAGCGACGAGGCCACCAGGAACACCCAGGCACUCCAUGCUGGCCUCAGGGAAGUGGAGCAGGAGCUGCCUGGAACUGAGGACCUGGACGGGGCAGCCAGGGCGCUGAUGCGGCUGCAGGAUGUCUACGCACUCAGUGUCAAGGGCUUGGCCAACGGCGUCUUCCAGAGAGCCGGGCACCCACCCCUCUACAGCCCCAGCCGGCAUGUCUCCCUCUCUGCUGACGACUGCUUCCAUGUAGGAAAGGUGGCCUAUGACGCAGGUGACUAUUACCACUCCAUUGCGUGGCUGGAGGAGGCUGUCAGCCUCUUCCGCCUCUCCUAUGGCAGCUGGAACCUGGAGGACCGGAGCAGUCUGGAGGAUGCUCUGGACCAUUUGGCCUUCUCCUACUUUAUGGCUGGAAACAUCUCUCAUGCCUUGAGCCUCUCCAGGGAGUUUCUCCGCUACGAUCCCAGUAACCAAAGGGUAUCGAGGAACGUGGCCAAGUACAAGAAGCUGCUGGAGAUGGGGACUGGGGCAAGUGCCAGCCCCCUGCAACGCCCCAACAGCACCCGCCUGCAGAGCCGUGAUGCCUACGAGGAGCUGUGCCAGCGCCCCAGGGGGCAGCCAGCCUCAGAGCCACUCCUGUACCUCAGCUGCUCCUACGAGACCAACAGCAGCCCCCACCUCCUCCUCCAGCCUGCCAAGAAGGAGAUGGUCCGGAUCCAACCCUAUGUGGCUCUGUACCAUGACUUCAUCACGGAUGCUGAGGCUGAGACUAUCAAGGGGUUGGCAGGGCCCUGGCUGCAGAGAUCUGUGGUUGCCUCUGGGGAGAAGCAGCAGAAGGCCGAGUACCGGAUAAGCAAGAGCGCCUGGCUGAAGGACACGGCCGACCCAGUGGUGAGGGCGUUGGACAGGCGCAUCGCCGCCGUCACCGGCCUGGACCUGCGGCCACCCUACGCAGAGUAUCUGCAAGUGGUCAACUAUGGCUUGGGAGGCCACUAUGAGCCACACUUCGACCAUGCCACGUCCACGAAGAGCCCCCUGUACAGAAUGAAGUCGGGCAACAGGAUCGCCACAAUCAUGAUCUACCUGAGUGCAGUGGAGGCAGGAGGCUCCACUGCUUUCAUCUACGCCAACUUCAGCGUGCCCGUGGAAAAGAAUGCGGCUCUUUUCUGGUGGAACCUGCGGAGGAAUGGGAAUGGUGACGGGGAUACCCUCCAUGCCGGCUGCCCCGUCCUAGCUGGGGACAAGUGGGUGGCGAAUAAGUGGAUCCAUGAACACGGGCAGGAGUUUCGGCGCCCGUGCAGUGCUGACCCACAGGACUGAGCCACCGUGGGAUGUGACAUCCUUUGGUCCAAGAGCCCACAGGAGGACCAGCGUCCGGGAGCCGGCGGGAC
This is a messenger RNA of Pseudopodoces humilis (Tibetan ground-tit), 1916 nucleotides long. Lineage: Eukaryota; Metazoa; Chordata; Aves; Passeriformes; Paridae. The record is from RefSeq and is a predicted model, not a curated record.